This is a messenger RNA of Vicia faba (fava bean), 366 nucleotides long. The record is from the annotation of a GenBank genome assembly. Lineage: Eukaryota; Viridiplantae; Streptophyta; Magnoliopsida; Fabales; Fabaceae.
AUGCCGUUCGCCGCCUCUUCAUCUCCUUAUAACGGUGGCGAAACUCCUUAUUUUCAAUCCAAAUUGGCGGAGAACUCAACCUCCUUCAGCGAUCCACGCCAUCGAUGCACCACGACCUUGUCUCCUCUAUCUCAAAUUCUCAACCUCCGUUCGUCCCAACAUUGUGACUCACAGUUUCGUCCGUCUUUCUCAACGUUGUCUCGACUAAUCUCCGCCGUUAUUGACAUAGAUCGCCGAGCUCAUGCUCAUCUCGCGCGGAUGUCUCAUGGCGCCUUACUUCCAUUGCAAAUCAUCCUCAAACCAAGGGAUUCACCGAUCAUGACGAUGAGUGAGAAUUCGCGUGCAGAAAGUGAUGAAGAUGCGUGA